Antechinus flavipes (yellow-footed antechinus) is the source of this 3939-nucleotide messenger RNA. RefSeq names its product RCC1 like (gene RCC1L). Lineage: Eukaryota; Metazoa; Chordata; Mammalia; Dasyuromorphia; Dasyuridae. The record is from RefSeq and is a predicted model, not a curated record. The transcript has 11 exons. The coding region runs from base 791 to 2287 and encodes 498 amino acids.
CCGCUUUGCCAAGCUGCCUCAGGUGGGGGAGGGGCACUGAUGGGAGGCGGCCGCUGCCCAGGCCAUUUUAUCAUAAAGCUCAGGAUCUCGGGCAGGAAGGGACCUCAAACUGUCUCAUUUUACAUUAGGAGAAACGGAGGCCGAGGAAUGGAGCCGUUCGUUGUAGCGUCAGAGGGGAAAGGAACCAAGUGCUAUGGAGGUGGAAAGGCCCCGGGAGAUCAUCCGGGUCUAAUGCUCUCCUUUCCAGAGGAGACACCUCCCUAGAACUCUGGCCCCCCAUUUCUACUCACUAGAUCUUCAAGGUCCCACUAGGAUCUCAAACUCAUCUCUUGACAACUUUUCUAUCGCCCUCAUUAAGUAAAGAAACAUUUAUUAAACGCCUACUGUGUGCUAAAUUCUGGGAUUAGACUGAAGUGGAAGAGUCCCUGCCCUGGAGGAUCUUGCAUUCUAACCCAGAAUAAGGGACCAAAGGUGGGAGGAUGAAUUACUCGUCAUCACAAAGCGGCAGAAGCAGGUUUCGAACUCGAGUCCCGGAACCUUCCUCAGCCUCCCUUUAACAUUGUCUGCUCUGCGCAUGCGCCAGGGAGGGGCGUAGCCGCACUUUCUCAAAGUCGUUCUGUUAUUUGCCCUGCGCAGGGCAGGCGAAGGACAACGCUGGUCUGCUCUGAUUGGUUGGAGCAGAAGAUAGGGUAAUAGCGUGGAAGUUCUACAAUGAUGUCACUCCAACUUGCGGCCAUAUCCAGCAUGGCCGAAAGGACUUUCCGCCCCGGAAACGGAAGGGGCGAGCUCCAUGGAAAAAAGGUCAAAAGCUUCCCAAGAUGGCGGCGUCCUAGACGGUAGGCCUCCGAGAACGGCGAUGGCGGGGACUACAUGGAGAGGCGUGUGCGCGUGUGUGCGGCGCGCGAGGCCGCCGUGGCCCGGGCGCGCCGGCCCUUUGUUGCCAUGGGGCGCUGUCCCGUUGCUAAGAACGCGCUGGACGGCGGCUGGGAAGUCUCGGAGCCGACGGGAGGCCGCUGAGGCCGAGGCCGAAGUUCCCGUGUACCAGUACGUGAGCGAGCGAGAGCGGCGCGUGGACCGCAUCUUCACGUGGGGGUUCUCGUACACGGGCGCGCUGGGCAUACCCAGCUUCGUGCAGCCUAGCGCCGACGGUCCCGCGGCCGGCCGCAAGCCCCGCGCCAUCCAACCGGUACCCUACCGCCUGGAGCUGGAUGCCCGGAUUUCCUCCGUCGCCUGCGGCUACGGCUUCACGCUGCUGUCGUCCCAGACCCAGGACAUCACCAAAGUCUGGGGCAUGGGGCUCAAUAAGGAUUCUCAGCUGGGCUUUCACAGGAGCCAGAAGAACAAGAGCCGGGGAUACGAGUACGUCUUGGAGCCGUCGCCGGUGCCGCUGCCCCUGGACAGACCGCAGGAGACCCGGGUUCUGCAGGUGGCCUGUGGGAGAGCCCAUUCUCUCAUCCUGACGGACAGGGAAGGAGUCCUCAGCAUGGGGAACAACUCGUACGGGCAGUGUGGGAGAGCCGUGGUGGCCAACGAGAUUUACAGCGAGAGUCACCAAGUGCACCGAAUGCAGGACUUCGACGGCCGCGUGGUGCAGGUUGUCUGUGGCCAAGACCACAGCCUGUUCCUGACGGAUAAAGGCGAGGUCUACUCGUGUGGAUGGGGCGCAGAUGGACAGACAGGUCUGGGUCACUACAACAUCACCAGUAAGCCCACCAAGGUGGGGGGAGCCAUCAGCGGGGUGAGGAUAGUACAGGUGGCCACCUACGGAGACUUCUGUCUGGCCGUGUCUGCUGACGGAGACCUCUUUGGCUGGGGCAACUCGGAGUACCUGCAGCUGGCGUCCGUCACCGAGGCCACCCAGGUGAAUGUCCCCACACACCUGCCCUUCUCUGGGAUUGGCAAGGUCAAGCAGGCGGCCUGUGGUGGCACUAGUGGCGCUGUGUUAAACGACAAAGGAAAUGUUUUUGUCUGGGGAUACGGCAUUCUUGGGAAAGGGCCAAACCUCAUGGAAACGGCCCUCCCAGAAAUGAUCCCGCCCACCCUCUUCGGCCUGUCGGACUUCAGCCCGGACGUCAGGGUCUCCCACAUUCGCUGUGGACUCAGCCAGUUUGCCGCCCUUACCAACAAAGGAGAGCUGUUUGUGUGGGGCAAGAACAUCCGAGGGUGCCUGGGAAUUGGCCGCCUGGAAGAUCAGUACUUCCCAUGGAGGGUGACGAUGCCGGGAGAGCCCGUGCAGGUGGCCUGUGGUGUGGACCACAUGGUUUCGCUGGCGAAGUCAUUCAUCUAAGCCCCCGGCCCUGCUCCAGGUUCUGCCCUCUCCAGCCCAGUUCUACACCCUCGGUGGUGGGUUUGGGCCCUGGAACAUUUGUGCUGGCAGCCGAUGACUGGAAGCCUCACCAGUAGGCAGAUGGCCAUCCCAGCCACCUGAGGAGUCCCCGCUGCUGGGAUCUGGCGGGAGAGGGAUGUGUUGGGGGGAGGACCUAGUCCCUGCUCCCUUUCUCUCAGGGGAGCAUUCACACAAGCCCCUUUGCUGAGGGCUGGAUGGUCCGAAGGCCCGGUUCUGGGAGCCCUCCCUGGAACGGGGCACCGGCCCUGCAGUGAUUCAGGGGGAGAUGGACCCGCUGGCACCCGAUCGCCCCUUUCCUAUCUUUACCUCUUAUCAAAUAAAGCAACAGCUUCCUCCGGGCACUUUGCGUCACGCCGGCCCCCUGAGCAGGGAUGGGGGGAGAGAUGCCUUUGAGCCUCCUGAGUGUGUUUGAUCAGUCAGCGAUGACCAGCGGGAUUCAUGGUUGACUUAGGGUUUCCAUGGCCCCCGGUGAGCAUUGGGGCGGUUGGAGCCAUACCAUCCCUGCCUAUGACUUAAUUUGUGUCUGACCCGGCACCCCCGGGGCCAGCCUGGCCUAGCUGGGGACGGGCUCCAGCUCUGGGGAGUGAUCCAGGGUCGCUGAAAGGCCUGAGCCCUGCAGGGGAAGCCGGGCCUUCACUGUCCGGGAGCUCCUGCCCGAGGCAGGACAACGGUCCCAAGCUGGGCAGCAGGAGCCUGAGCCCACUCCAAGCCCCUUUGGCCGGGGGUUUCAAGUGCGAUCAGCCCCGCUCUGGAGAAGAAAAAUCGACCCAGAAGUGACUUUCUGCAAAGAAUUUCAGUGAGUGCGCCUGGAGAGAGGCUCUUUCUUUAAAAACUCGUUUUUGGGAUGAAUCAACUGUUUCUUUUGUCAGAGGCUUACAGAAAACAAAGAAAUGCCUGCUGGGACACUGGCUGUGAUGCCCCCUUGGGAAAGGGAGUGAAUAGUGCCGAGGAGGGGACGCCCAUCGGGCCCCAGGCUCUGCUCAUCUUGGUUUGAUCCGUGUGUCUCCACACCUUUGUCCUGUUCCACUGUGGAGCCAGGCCUGGCCCAGGGAACGCCAAGAACUGCCUCCCGCCCGCUUGUUCCGAGAAGGGCAGAAGUGGGAGAUCCCAGGAGGCUCCGAGCCGCUGCCAGAGGGACGGGGCUCUAACCAGCAGCCUUUAGUAAUUGGGGGCCAGGCCCUACUGUCCCUGCCCUCGGGGAUUGGUUCUGUCAAUCACUAAGCAUUUAUUCAAUGUCUACUGUAUACCAGCAUGCUGAGCAAUGGGUAGAGCAAGGCAAAAAGGGAACCGCCUUUGACCUCAAGGACAUAAGCAUUUAUUAAGCACCUUCUCUGCGCAGGGCACCAGAGAUGCAAAGAAAUCUGAUCUCUUCCGUGAACUUAAAUCAGGUUCUUUAUGAGAGAAGUCUAAAACCCUCCAAGCAGCUCGGGACAUUCAGGACCUCUCCCCCUUUCAGCUUCCUUUUGUGUGUUGGCUUUCAUUAGACUGUAAGCUUCUUGAGGGCAGGAAACAAAGAGAAACAUGUGUCUGUAUCCUCAGCAUGGAGCACAGUGCCUGGCACAUAGUAGGUGCUUAAUAAAUGCUUACUGAUA